AUGUCUUUAUCAGGCGAUCGAAAGGAACAGAACCUCAAGGGUCGUUACUUCAAAUACUUGGAGGCAUUGUGUGUUUCCAAUGGCAUUGAGAUGGACAAGCUUAAGACUGUGGCCACUGAUUACGAGUUACUGGAAAUGUUCUUUGGGGGGUUACCUGUUUUGGUUGGAUUACGUUACUUUGAUCACCUGACUACAAUUCGACUGGUCGGCCAAGAGAUACAGAAUAUUAGCCCUAUAUCUGAGGUCUCUGAAACUUUGGAAGAACUUUGGAUUUGUGAGUGUACCUUGUCUGAUCUGGGUGGACUAGAGACUUGUGUUAAAGUUAGGAAGUUGUACUUGUACAGUAAUCAAAUAUCAGAUGCCAGUCUUCUCAGUAGCUUGAAAUCGCUCGAAGUUUUGUGGAUUCAGGACAAUCGUUUGACUAGUUUGCAAGUAAGUUCGCUGUGUGUAGGUAAUAAUUCGACCUGUUUGUAGUUUCUGAAAGAUAUUGAGUAUUUAAGUACUUUAAAAGUUGGUGGAGAUCAGUUCAACGAUUGUUUGGCUAUGUCAAUAUCUCAGUGGCCUUCUAAACUGCAAUUGCUGGAUAUAUCUGGAAGUACUUUAUGUCUUCUGCAGGUAAACAAACGUUUUUAAAACAACAUUAACAUUGUAAGCAGUGGGAUCUUAUAAAUUGCAGAGUUUGUUAGGCUUGUCAUGUUGCGGCAUAUUAAGACAGUUGAAUAUUUGUAAUGACAAAUAUCCUUCGAACUGCUUGAUCAAGGACGAAGACCAAAUAGUUUGGCUUACUUUCCAUUUUCCGUUUUUGGAGUAUCUUGAUGGCGAUCAGUUAAACGAAAACUUUGUUAACAACUACACGGUAAGCAUAGUUCUAACUACUUUUUUACAAAGUUACUGUUGUAGAUGAAAGCUGAGAAGAAAGCGGCAUUGGAGAUUAACAAGAUGAUUACAAAAGCACGUAAGAUGGUGCAACAACUAGAUACGAUAAGAAAGAACGAAGCUAAAAUUAAGGAGAAGUUAACUUCAUUCAUCAAUGCGUUAAACAAAGCUUCUGCUGCUGUAUCCAAGAAGGAAGGUCGAAGAGAAUUGACACUCAAGUUGCAAGACUUGUAUCAGUUGAAGUUGAAAUCCCUCAGUAACUCGAUAGGUACGACAACUAUGUUAUUUGUGGCAUAAUGUAUAUAUAAUUGAAAGUAAAUAAUUACUUUCAGUUGGGUGCAUAAAAUGUGAACGAGAAGUCUUCUACGUAUCCAGCUACCUACUGCCAUCUUGGCAAAUGGAAAGCGCUGGUAGAACAGUUGCACGAGAAGCCACAAAGACAGAACUUUUGGACCUUGAGCACACUUUUCAAUCGUUCUGUACCGUAGAGGAACCAAAAAUGAAGGUGAAAACGGCAGUCAUGUUUAGUCUGACGCCCCUGAAUAAGACUGAAAUGAAAGAACUACACUUUCUACAGUCUUCUGACAGUCCUUUGUGGGACUUUGCUGACUUUGUUGACGUUGGUAAUCAAAGACUGGCUUCGGAUGGCGAAGGGACCUUUAAAUUAGUCAAAGAUUUGUCAGCCAUGUGUGGCGAAAAUCAUAAAACGGUAGGGUUUUUGUAACUAGGGGAUCAGUAUGGAAUGCCAAUCGACUUUUUACAAUGAAAUUUACCGUUUUAUCAGCAAAAAAAUGUAAGACAUGGCGAUAAAAUUACUGACAUUCAUGCCGAUCUCUUUCAAAUGACUUCGUUAUUGCUUAUAGCCUUUUUAGUUAUGUACAUGUAUAUGGCCAGUAGUAAAAUUAAAAAAGGACCAGAAACCUAAAAUAAAAGAAGUUGACGAUGCAAACGGUAACAACUUUGAAUUACAAGGUAUAUAUUGUUGUAUUUUAACAGUCUUUGAAAAUCUUAAUAUUAUAGGCAAAGAAGACGGUUUCACCUGGAAUCAAAUGGAGCUGGUCGGCCUUUGCGUGAUGGAGCUGCAACGUUCAUCGUGGCCAUCUUUUGAAGAAUUGAAAAACUUUCAUCAUUUCGAUGAACACAUCAAUGAUCAAGUAAAGAAACUCAAAGAUCUUGGCAUCGAAUUGAAGUUGGAGAAGAUAGUAGCGCCUCUACAACAACAAGCUACAGAAGACGAAGGAGACCAGGAGAAUCAAGAAGUCAUCAAGACGAAUCAGUAGGACAAAAUAAGGUUUUUUAUUGUUAGAGAAGUCAAGGUUUUAGAUGUGAUAAGCGACAAACUAAGUGCUGGAAGGUACAGACUGGACGGGCCUAUUUGGACUGGUAAAGAGCUAAGCCUGCGGAAUCCUGCGGAGUUGUCUUUGGCUUACACAAAGCCUAUGAAUUUGCAGAAUCCUUCAGUUUUUGUAAGUUUUUUAAAAAAGUAUCUAAUAAUAAUUUUAUAAAGUAAAUAGUUAACACUAGUAAUGCCUACUACAGUAUGACUCCUUCUAUUUGCCUUUGACUUUCUUUAAUUUUUUUUAAUUAUGCUUUAAUUUAGGAUAAAAUAGUCACUUUAAACUUGGAAGGACUACAAAUCGACACUCUCGACGGCAUAGAACAACUAGAAAAUGUGCGAUACUUGUCGCUAGCGUGUAACAAGCUUUCAAGUAUUAAAAGGGUAAAGGCCUUGGAGAAACUACUGUUUUUGGAUGUCUCUCAUAACAACGUUCACAAGAUUGAUGAAUUGCCAGGGACAUUGACAGGCCUCAAGGCGGCACAAAACCAAUUGUCAACUAUCGGCUUUUGCAUGAAAUUACAGGUAUUGUAAUACAACACGGUGAAAGUAAAUUUAUUGUGAUAUGGUACAUGUUGAGUACUUUACUGUUAACGUAAUUUUAGAAUUUGACCUACUUUAACUUGUCACAUAACAAAAUAAAGUCAAUCAAAGGAAUCGAGGAACUAAAAACUUUGCAAACUUUUCUGAUAACUGAUAACCUCCUGAAGGACAAAACAGAAGUGGACGUCCUACAGGUAAUCCUAAGUUUGCUGUCAUAUAAUCGCAACGUACCUUUUAAGCAACUACCGAACCUUCGAUUCGUCGAUUUGGUCGGAAAUCCUUUGGCCGAUGAAGACAAUUACAAGAAUGUCAUUUUAAAUAGCACGUCUACCACAAAAACCGAGAAUGGAGAAAGUGCAAGUUCAGAACAGCCAGGACAAGUGGUCAGGAAAGCUGGAAAGAUAUUGACCAUGGACUUUUUGCAAAAGGAAUUUGGGGAAAAUUUGAAUAAAGAUACAGAGUUUAAUUUGAGCGACAACCAAUUCCACAUGAUUGCUUUGAUCAGGAACGGACUUGACAUGUAAGUACAAUAUUCGGUAAUACAACUCAUAAAGUUUGUGUUAAAGCUUGUAACGUAAUUAACAUAAAAGCAACUUUUCUUUACAAAUUUUUAUCAGAUUGCAACACGUUACUACAAUAAACUUGUCCGACAAUCAUCUACAACACUUGUACGAAUUGGCUCAUCUUCCAAAUCUUGUCCAACUAAACCUUUCCAACAACCAGAUAUUGUCUUUAACUACUGAUAGUGUUCCAAAAGUAAGAAAUAAAUUAUUACAUUGAUAUUUUUCCUAAUUAUCUUAACCGGUACAGCAUGUUACACACAAUUUCAGAUACUACCAAAGUUGGAGCUCUUAGAUCUGUCCUCAAACAACCUUACGUGUCAGUCGGUUGCCAGAAUCGGACUCCAAAAGCUGCCUCAGCUCAAGCGAUUAAUACUGACUGGCAACAAGUUGUCGCGAUUUGAUGCAGCUUUGUUUGAUUUUGAAAACUUGGAAGCGUUGGAUUUGAGUGGAAACGACAUCAAAGUGAUUAGAAAGAAGAAUCUGAAGCACUUGAAGAAGCUGGAUCUGUCUGAGAACGACCUCAAAGACUUGGAGGGGCUUACUUUGCCUAAUCUUAUCACUUUGAAUGUUUCCAAAAACAAGUACGACAAUAUUCUUUUAUAUCUACUCUACCACAUUAUUAUACUUAAUAUUAUUGUAGCCCAACAUUUUCAGAAUAAGUUCUUGUGCUGCCAUGAAGAGUCUGAAAGAAUUGAAGAAUCUGAAAUCGCUGGACUGUUCUGAAAAUCCAGUAACUGCUCGAAGAGUCUACAGCGACUACAUCAAGAAGCAACUGCCAGGCCUGGAGGAGCUGGAUUCUGAAGUUGUGAUACGGAGUAACAACAACAACGAACAGGUGGACGAGAACGAUGGAGUAGCUACUGAAAAGGUGGCACGUCCACAUUUGGCAGUCCGUGUGAAUCCUCUGGCAGUUCAGAUCGCUAACGAGAAGAGUUCGGCCGUCAAACGCUACAUGGAUUUCAAGCUGUUAAAGUACGGUAAUUUUUAUAAAAACCGUUAAUGUUUUGCCAACUUGGUCAAAAAGCCAAAAACUAAACUUAAAUUGUGCAUAAGAAGUCAAUUCCGCGUAAUUUUCCACAUAUUAUAAUUUGGCUCAAUACAAUUUUUUAAACAUUUCAGAGAGAAGUCAGACGUAGUACCUGUAGCCGAAACGACGUUGAAACCAACAGAACAAUUGAAAAAGACCCAGAGUUUAUUCAACAUGGUAACGCCUGAAACCAACAACAAUCUUAACGACUUCUUGAUUUCGGGGAAGAGGUAAGGACACUCUAUAGGAAGUAUAAUAUUCAGGAUAACAAAAUACAAUCGGCACUACAAGAUGAGUUGA
Molecule: messenger RNA, 4645 nt
Organism: Bursaphelenchus okinawaensis
Lineage: Eukaryota; Metazoa; Nematoda; Chromadorea; Rhabditida; Aphelenchoididae
Source: the annotation of a GenBank genome assembly